Molecule: messenger RNA, 1665 nt
Organism: Pistacia vera
Lineage: Eukaryota; Viridiplantae; Streptophyta; Magnoliopsida; Sapindales; Anacardiaceae
Product: cyclin-D3-1
Exons: 4
Coding region: 216-1382 (388 amino acids)
Biological process (GO): mitotic cell cycle phase transition; regulation of cyclin-dependent protein serine/threonine kinase activity
Cellular component (GO): cytoplasm; nucleus; cyclin-dependent protein kinase holoenzyme complex
Molecular function (GO): cyclin-dependent protein serine/threonine kinase regulator activity
Source: RefSeq, a predicted model, not a curated record
UCUGAUAAAAACUCAAUAGUUUCUCUCUUUCUCUCGAUCUCAUUCUGAAUCUCAUCUCUCUUCUUCAAAGCCCCUAUCUUUCUCUUUUUACCUAUUCCCUCGGUACAUUUCACACAAACUUAGAGAAAGAAAGAAAGAGGGAAAUGGGUGGGGGAAUGAGCUUUUCUUUUGUAUAAUGAACUUUGAACCUCAACACCACUUCUUCUCAGAAGAAGAUGGCAAUUCUUCAUCCCCAACAACGCCAUGCUUAUGAUGAUGAUGACGAACAAAACCCUUCUUCAUUCUUGCUAGAUGAACUCUACUGUCAGGAAGAAGAGAUAGAAGAUGUAAUGCAAGAAGAGAGUGGUGAGAGUGAGACUAAUGCUACUCAUUGUAAUGCCCAGAACCCUUCUUUGUUUCCCCUUCUCUUGUUGGAGCAUGACUUGUUUUGGGACGAUGAAGAGCUUCUCUCUUUGUUCUCUAAAGAACAACAACAAACGCUUUUCAACGUGAGUCUCGUGGAGACGGAUUCUCGUCUUUCUUUAGCUCGUAAUGAGGCUGUGGAGUGGGUGCUUAAGGUCAAUGCCCAUUAUGGAUUCACAACUCUCACCGCAGUUCUUGCCAUUAACUAUCUCGAUAGGUUCCUCUGUGGCUUUCAUUUCCAAAGAGAUAAGCCAUGGAUGAUCCAGCUUUUGGCUGUUACUUGUCUCUCUUUGGCUGCCAAAGUUGAAGAAACUCAAGUGCCUCUCCUCCUAGACCUCCAAGUUGAGGAAGCUAGGUAUGUUUUCGAGGCCAAAGCCAUUCAGAGAAUGGAGCUCUUGGUGCUCUCUGCCCUCAAAUGGAAGAUGCAUCUUGUGACUCCACUUUCAUUUCUUGAUCAUAUUAUAAGGAGGCUUGGAUUGAAGAACAAUCUCCACUGGGAAUUUCUCCGGAGAUGUGAGCGUCUCCUCCUCAUUGUGGUCUCUGAAUCAAGAUUUGUCAGUUAUCUCCCAUCUGUAUUGGCAACUGCGACAAUGAUGCACGUAAUAGACCAAGUUGAGCUUUUGAAUGCCAUUGACUACAAAAACCAGCUUCUGGGUGUUCUUAAAAUAAGCAAGGAAAAAGUAAACGAGUGCUACAAGCUUAUUCUGGAGCUAUCUAAUCCCAAAAGCAACGCCUAUCAGUAUCCCCGCAAGCGCAAAUGUGAGCCAUUCCCGUGCAGCCCUAGCGGUGUCAUUGAAUCUGAGUUCAGUUGUGGGGAAAGCUCAAACGAGUCUUGGGCAGUGAACAAGUCACAAGUCCUUUCAUCUCCAGAUCAAAAUAGGGUCUUUAAGAAGAGCAGGGCCCAAGAGCAACAGAUGCCUUUGCCAAUGCCAUCUCUGAAUAGGGUGUUCGUGGACAUUGUUGGCAGUCGUCCCAGUUAAAAAUCUCUUUCUCUCUCUGUCUCUUUUGUUUUUUCUGGUGCCAGUCAUAAAUUGUCUUCCAUCUCUUCAAUUCCAAUAAUGCCUAUGCAAGAAGAGACCUGUAGAGAUGGAGAUAGAUGGCAUUUUACAAGAAGAUAAAAGGGACAAGAGAAAGACCGGCAUUGAAGAAUGUAUGCAGCAGUAGUAGUAGUAGGCUGCUAUCUUUUUCCAUCUAGCAUACUUUAUGUGGACAUAUUAAUUUAUAAAAAUUAUAUUAAAAAAACACCAAAACAUUUUUGUUUUA